Molecule: messenger RNA, 456 nt
Organism: Eruca vesicaria subsp. sativa (arugula)
Lineage: Eukaryota; Viridiplantae; Streptophyta; Magnoliopsida; Brassicales; Brassicaceae
Source: the annotation of a GenBank genome assembly
AUGGUCUGUUGGACGUGGUCAUGGAAGCCAACAUUGUACGUGAUCAUCAUGCACACACUCAUCCUCUCGUCUUGUAUUGCAGCCUUCUUGUACAUUAAACACACCAAGAUCCCUUUGGAUCGACACCAAUACAUUUGGGGAUUGUUAGUACUCUUAAUCGUAUACUUCAAUAUGGCCUGUACAUCAGUCGUGAUAACCUGGGUUUGUGAACGAGUUUGUGAUCGGGAUUCAUAUUCGGAUUCGGAUUCCUCGGACCACCCAAAUGAACGUAAGCCCUUGGGAGCUUUCUUCUUAGCCGAAUGUCUGAGUCAUGGCUUCGGGCUGGCUCUCCUUGUCUUUCUCCUUUAUAUUAUUUCUCCCAAGCUUGCACUUUGUGUUGGAAUACCAGCUGCAGUGUACUUCAUAGUCGCUACAGUUUGCGUCUGUAAUUGCGUUUUCUUAUGUAUAUCUGCUUAG